AUGGCGAGCGCGCUGAAGUCGGUGCCGGAAGUGGAAUCCAAGUCCACCGUCGGGGGAGGCGUCGAGGACUUUUACAGCGAAGACUACGCCACCGAGGAACUGACCGUCACUCCUUGGACGGUAUCUGUGGCCAGGUAAAGCGCCUUCACAGCUGCACCGCUUCACGCGUCCGUCUCGUCGUUUGCAGUCAUCCUCAGGGAUCUUUCUUCCCAGUGCUUUGAAUUAUGCACGAACCUCGUGAUAUCCCUUUCUUUCGUAUGAUCUCUCAAUGGAACUCUCUUUCUGAUCCGCGACUGUCGUCCAGUGCUGUUCCAAUCUUCUCCUCUAUCUCUCAUUCGUUAUGGUUAGCCAACGGCUCGACUUGUUCAGUUACUGAGUUUUCUGUCGUAAAACUCUGUUGUAUCCUAUCCUAAUAAGUGUUCGAUUAUCGUCGAUCCUAACUUUCUGAGUUCUCAGACAAAGUUCAUACAUUGGAUCCUGUCCAUCUCUCUCUCUCUCUCUCUCUCUCUCGCGCGCGCGCGCGCGCGCCUUACGGUCUCCUCCAGACGUCGUUUGGUUUCGCUUCCGAAGUUUAUCUCAUUUAUAGGUAGGCCGAUCUUUCUAUUCUAAUACUGAAACCAGCAUCACGCUGACUACAGCCGAAUCGUCAAAGCAGUUUUAGGGAUAGUUAGGUUCAUUUCUGCUGUCCGAGAGAGAUUUAAGCUAUUAGAACUUCGGACGUAUCCGAUUCCUAUUUUUUAUUCAUCCGAUGGAUCGCCACUAUAGAGUAAAGAUUGUCGUGGUGAUCUUCCCCUAAACGGUAAUUUUUGGCCUCAGCGGCUAUUCCUUGUUGAGGGAUCCACACCACAACAAGGGACUCGCCUUCAACGAGAAGGAGAGAGAUGCUCACUACCUUCGAGGCCUCUUGCCUCCGGUAUGCAGCACCCAGGAGCUUCAGGUCUGCGAACCAUCAAUCAUGCUUUCGAAGACAUUUUACGGUGAUUUAACAUGAAUUACGAGCGUUUAUUAUGUUUUAAUUUACCAUGUCCCGUUUGAACAGGAGAAGAAGAUGAUGCACAACCUCCGUCAGUAUCAAGUUCCUCUUCAGCGUUACGUGGCGAUGAUGGACCUCCAGGCAUUGACAAUAUCUAAAUCCCUCCCUCUUCCCGUUUAUUGUGUGUUUUAUGGAGUUGUUUGAUUAGUCAGGGUUGUUAACGGUCUCCGCUGUUCAAAUCUGUUAUCAGGAGAGAAACGAGAGACUCUUUUACAAGCUUCUGGUCGAUAACGUCGAGGAGCUGCUCCCCAUUGUGUACACGCCGACUGUCGGUGAGGCCUGCCAGAAGUAUGGUUCCAUUUUUAGGCGCCCGCAGGGUCUCUUCAUCAGUCUGAGAGAAAAGUAUGUUUUCUGACAUCUUCUCUCCCAUCGUAAUUUUAUACCCUUCAUCGACUUCAUUCUUAUUGUUCAACAUUUUCUCGGUUCUUUUAGAGGAAAGAUCCUCGAGGUAUUGAAAAACUGGCCCGAAAAAAGCGUUCAGGUCAUUGUUGUUACAGAUGGUGAACGCAUCUUGGGCCUUGGAGAUCUCGGAUGUCAGGUUGUCAUCCUCUUGUCAAUAUGACUGUGUGGACGCAAUAAAACAAUGUCCAUUAACCAUUCUAGCAAAUGACCAUGAGUUAAAAUUUUUCUAGGGGAUGGGAAUCCCUGUGGGGAAACUCGCUCUGUAUACAGCCCUCGGUGGUGUACGCCCCUCAGCAGUAAGCAUUUUUUUUUAUUUAGGCUAUAAUUCAUCUCUCCAUAAACUUCAUUAUCUGUCCUAUUAUCCUUCAUGCUUACUCGUGAGAGGUCCCGGUGAUUUUUUUUGAAUCUGAGGAUUGUACUUUAUUUUCAGUGUUUACCUGUAACGAUUGAUGUUGGAACUAAUAACGAAGAAUUGCUAAAUAACGAAUUUUACAUUGGGCUCAGGCAGAGGAGGGCCACUGGACAGGUUGGCUUACCAUACUACGCUGAUUCAUGAACCCUUAAAACAUAAAUGUCAUCUAACUUAAAAGUAGUUGGUUUUGAUGUUCGAUGUGUCAAUGUAGGAGUAUGACGAACUUCUGGACGAAUUCAUGACCGCUGUUAAGCAGAACUAUGGGGAGAAGGUCCUCAUACAGGUUUGUUUAUUUUAUCAGACUCACUUGGCUACUGGAUCUCAGUAUCUUCUAGUUCGUCGGCGCGUUAUUUAACCAAAAUAGACUGCGGUUUCCAGUUUGAAGACUUCGCCAAUCACAAUGCAUUUGAGCUGCUUGCGAAGUAUCGUACCACUCAUCUCGUCUUCAACGAUGAUAUCCAGGUAGUGUAAACGGAGGUCUUUGUCCCUUAAGAUGAUUUGAUGUUUAUGUUUGUUGCUUCAGUGAGACUUGUGCACUUUCGUAGCUACAUAUUCUUGUUUCCCGGUGGACAUGAAUCUCAGUUAGUUAAUUAUAUGUGUUUGCAGGGAACUGCUUCUGUGGUCCUCGCUGGAAUAGUUGCAGCCCUGCAAGUCAUCGGUGGAACAUUGGCUGAGCACACCUUCUUGUUCCUUGGUGCUGGAGAGGUUAGUUUCUUUCUACAUGCCUUCUCUGAUAUAAUUAAUAUUAAACUUGUACACAAUCACUCCUCGUUCCGUCCAUCCAUUCUGAUAGUUGCGAUUUCUAGCUUGUAUGGUCGAGCAUUUUCAAAGUUUCCCCCAUUGCCUGGUUACGCUACACAUAGUCUUGGGAUCAUCCUUGUAGGAUCGAGCUCAAAGAGUUUUCGGAGUUUUGAAACUUUUUUUUUUUUUUUUUUGGAUUGAUUGAGUGUCUGUUGCUCUUCCUGAAUAUUUCUGUCUUUUGCUUUUCUAUGCAUUGCGGGCAGGCUGGCACUGGUAUAGCAGAGCUUAUAGCCCUCGAGAUGUCAAAGCAGGUACGAUAGAUGAAAUUUCCAGAUUGCCUGUCAAGUGGUGUAGAAUUUUCUGUACUACCUGAGCGAGGUUAAAUAUGAAUUUCAUCUCUUAUUUUGUUUCUUUGGUAGACUAAGGCUCCUUUGGAAGAGUCUCGCAAGAGGAUUUGGCUUGUGGACUCAAAGGUACAUGAAAAGUCACGAAUUAAUUUCUUUCAUGUCUAAAAUUUUUAUCUUAGUGUUUGAGCAUUUUUGCAGGGACUGAUUGUUAGCUCCCGUAAGGAAUCACUUCAGCACUUUAAGAAACCUUGGGCUCAUGAGCACGAGCCCGUCAAGGGGCUUUUAGACGCCGUGAAGGUGAGGACUCCCCCACAAAUUUUUUUAUGUAGCUUAUUAGGCUAUGCUCUCAUCCUCAACAAGAACUUCCCUUUUGUUAAUAUAUCCCGAUCCACGUGUUUUUUAGUAAUGUGAUCUGUUUAUUUGUUCUCUAAUGUUUUCAGAUUAUUUAUGUUUACCGAAAAAUCUCGUAAAGUGGAUAGAUAUAAUAUCUGUACAUUUCCAAACAUUAUCUGUCCGUUCAACUUUGGCCUGUGAUCUCAUGGGACUUGUCAUGUUAUCUCUCGUUCUGUAGUCAGUCAAACCAACCAUCCUGAUUGGAUCAUCCGGGGUGGGGAAGACAUUCACCAAGGAGGUGGUCGAGGCCAUGGCCUCUUUUAACAAGGUCGAAAUCUCCCCUCCUUUUUCUUGCCCUUCCCCCCCUCUUCUAUUCUUAUGUCUGGAAUUUUCCCCGGGAAGCGAUUUCUCAAUUCCCUCCGACGAACUGCAGAGGCCCGUAAUCCUCGCGCUCUCAAACCCGACGUCGCAGUCCGAAUGCACGGCCGAGGAGGCGUACACGUGGAGCGAGGUCCGUCUAGAACGCAAGCAUAAUAAUCCUCUCUCCAUUGUUCUCACCUCGAGCACGACCUGAGUCCAAUUAAUCUGCAUCUUCUUCCUUCUGCAGGGCCGGGCGAUUUUCGCCAGCGGAAGUCCAUUCGACCCAGUCGUGUACAAGGGAAAGACCUUCGUUCCCGGGCAGGUACGCCCCCCCCCGCCGAUUCCCCCCCCCCCCCCCCCCCCAACAAACCGGGCAUUCCCCUCUUGACACCCCCAUUCAUCCAUCCGUCCAGGCCAACAACGCGUACAUCUUCCCCGGCUUCGGCCUGGGCCUGGUCAUCUCGGGGGCCAUUCGCGUCCACGACGACAUGCUUCUCACCGCCGGUACGCAUCCCUUCAAAAUAAAUAACCUAUGAUGCUAAAAAAAAGCCAAGCGAAGAAGACCCGAUUGGUCUGAUUCUUCUUCGUCCGUUGAUGCCUUUUCCCUAGCGGAGGCGCUGGCUAAACAGGUGAACCAGGAGAACUUCGACAAGGGGCUCAUCUACCCGCCCUUCUCAAACAUCCGAAAAAUAUCCGCCCACAUCGCCGCCAGCGUCGCCGCCAAGGCGUACGACCUAGGUGGGCCCCUCCUCCUCCUCCUCCUCCCGUCAACCCUCUUCGUUGACUUCUCUUAUGUGGUUGGUUGCCGUUUGCGUGAGACAGGCCUGGCCUCCCGCCUCCCCCGCCCUGCGGACCUGGUGAAGCACGCCGAGAGCUGCAUGUACAGCCCCACCUACCGCAGCUACCGCUAA
This is a messenger RNA of Spirodela intermedia, 4539 nucleotides long. The record is from the annotation of a GenBank genome assembly. NCBI's taxonomy places the organism in Eukaryota, Viridiplantae, Streptophyta, Magnoliopsida, Alismatales, Araceae.